AUGACACCAGAGAGUUUGCGAGCCGGCUUUCCGCCGAAAGCCUUGGAAUUGCCUGCUGUUACUGCAUCAGCGACGGUGUCGGACUUGGGGCUUCGCACGGGGGAGACCAUUGUCAUCCAAUCGGUGGAACCUGCUGGGAGCCAGGGACAAGUGCUACGACGGAUCAUUGCGUCCGACAACAGCUGCUUGUUCAACGCCUUUGGCUAUGUCACAGAGAAGAGCAGGGACCAGGCUCGAAGCCUUCGUCAGCUGGUGGCGCAGAAAAUCAGCGCGGACCAGGAGCGUUUCUGCGAGGCAUUUCUGGCCAAACCCAACGAUGAGUAUUGCAAAUGGAUCCUCAAGGAUGACAGUUGGGGAGGAGCCAUCGAACUCAGCAUCCUCGCCGAGCAUUUCCAAUGUGAAAUCGCCGCCUACGAUAUCUGCACCAAGCGUCGUGAUCUGCACGGCGAAGGGCAAGGAUAUGAAAAGCGAUGUAUGUUGAUCUACGACGGCAUCCACUAUGACGCUUUAGCCCUGGCUGCUGAUGCCUCCGCCGCGGAAGCAGAGGACGUCACCAUGUUUCAGACAGGCGCCGUGGCCGAGCUCGUGGACGUGAAAGCGCGGAGCUUCGUGGAGGAGCAGCACAAGCAACGACAGUUCACCGACACCGGCAACUUCACCUUGCGCUGCGUCUCCUGUCAACAGGGCCUGAAAGGUGAGAAGGAAGCCAAAGCGCACGCCGAAGCUACAGGUCACACAGGAUUCGCUGAGUACUAGCGAGAUCCCAAAA
Messenger RNA from Cladocopium goreaui, 769 nucleotides. The record is from the annotation of a GenBank genome assembly. NCBI's taxonomy places the organism in Eukaryota, Dinophyceae, Suessiales, Symbiodiniaceae.